AUGGCAACUCCUCCUCGCUCUAAAAGCGGCUCAGUCGAUGUCAAAGUCGGGAUUGAGUGGGAAGAAAACGCUCCUACCCGCGACCCUCUACUGGAGCCAUACGACCUCAUAAGAGACAAAAGCCCGGAGGAGCUCAAAGCACUCGAUAGAGCUGUUCGCAAACGUCUCGAUUGGAAGUUUCUCCCAAUGGUGUGUGCCAUGCUUAUGAUGAAUUAUCUAGACCGCAUCAACGUCUCGAACGCACGACUUGCCGGCAUGCAAGAUGACUUGCACAUGUCAGAUACGAUGUGGUCUGCCGGUAUCUCGCUUUUCUAUGUGGGAUACAUCAUUUCACAGGUUCCCGCAAAUGUCAUCAUCGCGAAGGGAAAGCCACGAAUCUUGCUUCCGUGCUGUAUGCUUGGGUGGUCCAUUACCACUUUAUGUAUGCCUGCUGUCACUGCCGGUUGGGGCUUUCUCUUGUGUCGCUUUGUAGUAGGCCUGACUGAAGGCCCUUUCGUGCCAGCGGUGUCUUUGUUGACGUCGUCUUGGUACACGAAGCAUGAGUCUCCGCUCCGCAUGGGUAUUUGGCACGCCGGAAACACAAUAUCGCAGGCUAUUUCUGGCCUUCUGGCUGCUGGAGUCCUCCGCAAUAUGAAUGGCAUAGCCGGACUAUCAGCAUGGCAGUGGUUUUUGCUUCUCGAGGGUAUCGUCAGCAUCAUUAUUGGUCUGGCAAGCUUUUGGUUCAUUCCCAACUUUCCCGAGUCGACUGGGACCUAUGUCCUGACUGCCGAAGAGUUGCAAAUGGCUCAGUACCGGCAAACUGUGUCGGCCGGCGGUCGCACUGAAGACGAUGAGGGCGACUACUGGGGUGGAGUUUGGAUGGCACUCAAAGACCCAUUCACAUACCUUUUCUCUGCUAUUCAUUUCUGCCUUAUAAUCGCGCAGUCUUACAAAGACUUCUUUCCAUCGGUCAGUCAAAACCACGUCAGCUCCCACCACAGGUCGAACUUCAUUACUUACGUCAGACUUCUCUAG
Messenger RNA from Colletotrichum lupini, 1014 nucleotides. RefSeq names its product major facilitator superfamily transporter. Bases 1 to 1014 code for a protein of 337 amino acids. Gene Ontology annotation, cellular component: membrane. The transcript is spliced from 3 exons. The record is from RefSeq and is a predicted model, not a curated record. Gene Ontology annotation, molecular function: transmembrane transporter activity. Lineage: Eukaryota; Fungi; Ascomycota; Sordariomycetes; Glomerellales; Glomerellaceae. Gene Ontology annotation, biological process: transmembrane transport.